Egretta garzetta (little egret) is the source of this 2928-nucleotide messenger RNA. RefSeq names its product solute carrier family 41 member 3 (gene SLC41A3). Gene Ontology annotation, cellular component: plasma membrane. The record is from RefSeq and is a predicted model, not a curated record. Gene Ontology annotation, biological process: monoatomic cation transport. Gene Ontology annotation, molecular function: monoatomic cation transmembrane transporter activity. Bases 812 to 2215 code for a protein of 467 amino acids. The transcript has 9 exons. Lineage: Eukaryota; Metazoa; Chordata; Aves; Pelecaniformes; Ardeidae.
UAGACCGAUACUUACAUCCUGUGGAAACCACGGAGGGGACAGGAGGGGCUGGGGUCUACAAGAGCAGAUCUUCUCUCACCAGACGGCUUAGCUGCGUCACUUGCCUGGGGAUGAGACCUGCGUAAUAUCGUCAGCCAUGAGAAGUGUGGACUCCUGUUUUCCUUGACUUUUCUUCACCUUGAAGGACAGCAAAACGGAUCCUGGUUGUUAACUGCCCACCUCCUCGGCCUUGGGACAGUGAGAAAAGUUCAACGUUGCUUAUGGUAGGAGUGAGGGAACUGGGGCUGGUUCACAGCAGGCUUACAUAUUAAACCAUCGUAUCAAAGGCGAGCCGCAGUCUGACAAGAAAUGUAACCUGAGGAGAAAGGACACUGGUGCGUUUGAGCACGCUGAGGGAUUCUUGCAUGACCUGUCACUCUUUCAGUGCUGUAGCCUGAGCAGGUCUUACUGGUUUUUGCUGAGGUGGUGGGAGCUGAAUGGGGUGUGGGCUCAUUUCUAUUCGUCCACAGACAUCUCCGCAAUCUUCUUUUCUCUUUUUUAAUUCCCCCCUGGAUAUAAAUCAGAGAAAUAGUGUCCAUCAAGUUUGCUGCCACCUGGACUCAACCCACCUGAAUCAGUUUUGGAGGAUACCCUUGCGGCAACCUUCUGGACGUGCUCCUAGGAGGAGAAGAAGCUAAAGUGAUUUGGCAUCAUUGCUGUAGUUUGAGGAAAAAAAUUUCUUUCGACUUUGAAGAGAGCUACGAGGAGGAUCUGUGUGAUGGCCUGAUCCCCCCCAUUUGCCUUGCUGAGCAUGGGGUAAUGGUGUUUGACCAUGGUGGUCACCCAGUUACAGUUGGAACUGUGCUUCCAUGGCAAGAAGCUGAGAGGUUUCACCUGCAAGUUGACCAGGUCAGCCAGUGGAUUUUUCCCAGAGACUUCAUUCUCCAUUGCCUCCCAGAUUUUCGUGCCGUUCCUCCUGGCUGGCUUGGGCAUGGUAGCUGCUGGCCUCUUGAUGGAUGUUGUUCAACACUGGGAAGUGUUUCGGACAAUUACGGAAGUUUUUAUCCUGGUUCCUGCCUUGGUUGGCCUGAAGGGUAAUCUGGAGAUGACUCUGGCAUCCAGGCUCUCUACUGCUGCUAACACUGGACAGAUGGAUGAUGCCCAGAAGCAAUGGAAAAUGGCCACCUGCAAUUUAGCCCUUAUCCAGGUCCAAGCCACCGUGGUGGGACUUCUGGCUGCUGUUGCUGCUGUGAUCCUCGGAGCCAUCUCCAAGGGCUCUGUGGAGCUGAGCCAGGCUGCCGUGCUGUGUGCCAGCAGUGUGACCACGGCCUUCAUAGCUGCACUUUCCCUUGGUCUGGUGAUGAUUGGUGUGAUCAUCGGAGCAAGGAAAGUUGGGAUCAAUCCAGACAAUGUCGCCACACCCAUAGCAGCAAGCCUUGGAGACUUGAUAACCCUUUCCCUGCUGGCAGGAAUCAGCAGUACACUCUUCAAAUACAUAGAUAUGAAAUAUCUUUCUCCUCUGAUCUGUGUUGUCUUCAUUGUCAUGAUCCCUCUCUGGGUUGCUAUCGCCAAGCAAAGCCCUUCCCUUGCCGAAGUCCUGAAAUCUGGAUGGCAGCCGGUCAUUGUUGCAAUGAGCAUCAGCAGGUGUUGGAGGGAAUUUGGUCGCCAUCCAGGCCAGCCGUAUUUCCACAUUCCUGCACUUCUGGAGCAUGCCUGGAGUUUUGCCAUACAAGAUGAGGCAGAAUUGGCCAAACCCAUGCACCACAUUCUUCUCCUCAGAGGUGAAUUCCAAGUCAGCCCGAGUCCUGUUCUUCCUGGUUAUCCCAGGGCACCUCGUGUUCCUCUACACCAUCCAUCUGCUGCAGGGAGGCCACACGUCUCUGUCCUUCACCUUUGUGAUGUUCUAUCUGACUGCUGCUUUGCUGCAGGUAAACCCCAAGCUCUCAUCCAAGAGGAACCUCUCAGAUACAGUGAAAACAAAGCAGUCUCCAGGCUAAACAGGAGGCAUGGUAAAACUUCCAACAGCAGCCCAUGUUUCCAGUCAUUUCAGGUGGGAAUCCUGCUCUACGUGGCUGACCUAAUUGUGCGCCUGAUGUGGAGGAAGGCGCUGGAUCCGGAUAAUUUCUCCAUCCCCUACCUCACUGCCCUGGGGGAUCUCCUGGGCACCGGAUUCCUGGCCGUCUGUUUCCGCCUGGUUUGGCUUGUCCAUGGUGCAGACAUGAACCUGGGGAACUGAGAGACCAUGCGUUGCUCCACAUUAUUUGUGCAACACAGUGCUUUCCUCUUGGACAACGGGGUACUUGGCGAUGAGCGCUGAGUCACCUGGCUGGAUUGGGCCUCCCUUGCCGCCCCCAACGCCCCAUCUCUCCUCCCCGUCGUGCCUUACAGCUGGGCUCACCCGCCCCCAGGAAUCAGCACCCACAGACUUGCGCCCUCGCAAGUGAGCAAGCCGGUUUUAAGCAGUGCCCACUGCUCACACCUGUGCCCGGCAAACAAGGCGUGAAGGAGAUUUUGGGCCAUUUGUGAUGAGUGAGCAUUUUGAUCGGUUUGAGUCUCUAGCACCAACAUGGCCAGCAAAGCCUGCCGAGGUCACUGCAUCCGAUUCUGCAAGCGGAUGUCGCAACCUCUUCAUCGGUCUCUGACUUCCCAUCAAGGGAAAUUUUUUAUUCGCCCCCCUUUUCUCUCUCGUCGCGUCCCUGGAGGAGGAGAGCAAUCAGGUCUUUAAACUUGGCUUCUCUCCAUCGCUCAGACGCUCAGGAUCUGAUGCAGUGAGCUCCUUGCUGGCUCACGCCCAGUGGGAGGUUAUCUAAGGACACCACCUACCUGCCCUGGCAGUGUCACUAAUGUCUGACUGACAAGCUGGACUGAUGGCAUUUUCGGGUAGGAAGGUUUGUUUUUACAGUUUAUGAAAUGUCCAGUAGUUAAAAUGUUUAUAGAAACAUACACACA